Molecule: messenger RNA, 699 nt
Organism: Coffea eugenioides
Lineage: Eukaryota; Viridiplantae; Streptophyta; Magnoliopsida; Gentianales; Rubiaceae
Exons: 2
Coding region: 1-699 (232 amino acids)
Source: RefSeq, a predicted model, not a curated record
AUGAAGUCUUUGAGUAGUGUAGGACUUGGAUUGAGUCUUGUUUUUGGAUGUCUUUUCUUGGCCCUUGUUGCUGAGCUUUACUAUUUGUUAUGGUGGAAAAAGAGGAUUCCCAACAGACAUAAUAUCGAAGAUGGUUAUAGCAGCACAGGAACAGCGGCCAAAGAGUCUUUCUACAAGCUUUGUUGGAAAAAGCCCUCAUCUUUAAGAUCCGCUGCUCUGCAACUGAAUCCACAACAUGUUUGCUCUUCUCAUGAGACCCUUGUCCAUGAACCUCAAGCUCAACAUCAUGGCAAUUCGAACAAGGAUUUAUGGCCCUAUGAAGAAGAUAGUGUGGAGGCAGAACUCGUGAGGAUGCAUAACUUCUCGGGGCCUCCUAGAUUUCUCUUCACCAUCAAAGAGGAAACAAGAGAAGAUUUGGAGUCUGAGGAUGCGAAAUCUAGAGGGGAAAGGAGUAGAAAAGGAUCAAGGAGUAAGAGCUUAAGUGAUCUUUUUCACAUAGUGGAAACUCCUUACUUGACACCUAUAGCUUCACCGCCAUAUUAUACACCCCCUUUGACUCCAGUGAAGUCCUUGUACAAUAGCCAACCUGGUUUCAAUUCAUUCUUUGGGUCAGCUAAUGAAGCAGAGUUCAAUUGGUUGAGGUCUUCACCUUCUCCGAUGUUUCAAUUUCUGAAGGAAGCUGAGGACAAACAAAAAUGA